GCUUGUGAAUGGAGAGCCAGAGCGCGUGAAGGCUGCAGCCAGGCGAGCAGAGCGCGAGACACAGUGCAUCAUUAACGCUCCAGCGCACAGGGAAUAACAUUUUAUUUCGUGGGCUGAGGGUGGGACCGUGAAAGCGAUCAGGAAAUGAUUUUGUUGCUUUUGCACAGCUAGCACUCGGAGAGUUCAUUUUGCAAGGGGAAAGGAAGCAAGGCGCGGGUCGCCUUAGUGCACUUCAAGUCCAGACAACAAUAAAAACGCACAAACCCAAAGAGACGGAUACUGCGGUGCAGAAUGGACUACGAAAGGCCCAAUGUAGAAACUAUAAAGUGUGUUGUUGUGGGAGACAACGCUGUAGGGAAGACUCGCCUUAUCUGUGCCCGAGCCUGUAACACCACGCUGACGCAGUACCAGCUGCUGGCCACUCAUGUCCCUACAGUCUGGGCUAUUGAUCAAUACCGAGUCUGCCAGGAGGUAUUAGAGCGCUCUAGAGACGUGGUGGAUGAUGUCAGUGUGUCCCUCAGACUGUGGGACACCUUCGGAGACCACCACAAGGACAGGCGCUUUGCCUACGGCAGGUCUGAUGUGGUGGUUCUGUGCUUUUCCAUUGCCAACCCCAACUCCCUCUAUCACGUGAAAACCAUGUGGUACCUGGAAAUCAAACACUUCUGCCCGCGUACUCCUGUUAUUCUGGUUGGGUGUCAACUUGACCUACGCUAUGCAGACUUGGAGGCUGUCAACCGGGCUAGACGGCCAUUAGCAAGGCCUAUAAAACCAGGAGAUAUAUUGCCCCCCGAGAGAGGACGGGAAGUAGCCAAGGAGUUGGGGAUUCCAUACUAUGAGACAAGUGUCUUUGAUCAGUUCGGCAUUAAAGACAUCUUUGACAACGCUAUCCGAGCCGCUCUCAUCUCCAGACGCCACCUUCAGUUCUGGAAGUCCCAUCUACGGAGGGUUCAGAAGCCCCUUUUGCAGGCACCCUUCCUCCCACCAAAAGCACCUCCACCACUGAUCAAGAUCCCAGACUGUCCCCGCAACCACCAGGAUGGCCCCAGGAAACUGCUGGAGAACCCUCUCUGUGCUGAUGUUAUGUUCAUUGUUCAAGAACACUUCAAUGUGUUUGCCCACAAGAUCUACCUAUCUACCUCAUCCUCCAAGUUCUAUGACCUGUUUCAGAUGGACAUCUCUGAAGAGUCCCAGCGCAUGGUGGUGACAGAGCGUCAUAGGCGAGAGCACCUGAUGCGAACCCUCAGCCUGGACACAGAAGAAGCCAUGGCUGUGCUGUCUAACCUCUCACCUAGUUCCUUACGGGCUUCCAAGAGUGAUGGGACUCUGAAGGUGAUGAGCUUUAAUGCCAGGCACCACCACAAUAAGCUGUCCUUGGCAUUUUGGUGCAAGGCUUUCCAAAGUAUCCACAAAGAAGCUGUGGUUAAUCCAGUAACGGGAACAGCAGCUGUCAUGACUGUGGUGAAGAUGGACAACUCCUUCCAGCUGGCUCCAUUCAAAGCAGUGCUGCGGUUCCUCUACACAGGAGAACUAAACGAAAAGGAGAUGGACUUGAUGAAGAUUGCUCAGAUUGCUGAGAUCCUAGAGGUUUUUGACCUAAGAAUGAUGGUUGAGAAUAUCAUGAACAAAGAAGGCUUUAUGAAUAAGGAAAUCACAAAAGCGUUUCAUGUGAGAAAAGCCAACAGGAUUAAGGAGUGUCUUGUCAAGAGCAGCUUCACAGAUGUGGUGUUUAGGUUGGAUGACGGCACCAUCGAUGCCCAUAAGCCGUUGCUGAUCUCCAGUUGUGAUUGGAUGGCUGCUCUGUUUGGAGGCUCAUUCAUAGAGAGCGCAAAUAAUGAGGUCUCUAUUCCUAACACCAGCAGGGUGUGUAUGCAGGCAGUGCUGGAGUAUCUCUACACCAAUCAGCUGUCACCCAUGGCUGAUUUGGACCCAAUGGAAUUAAUUGCUCUGGCAAAUAGACUGUGCCUUCCCCGCCUCAUCGCCCUGACAGAGCAAUAUGCUGUGAGUGAGCUGGUAAGAGCUUCUAGAGAUGCCCAAGACAUCGACGGCGAGGUUCUCAACUACCUGGAGCUUGCUCAGUUCCAUAAUGCCAACCAACUAACUGCUUGGUGCUUGCAUCACAUAUGCACUCAUUAUAAUAACAUCUGUGCCAAUUAUCGCAAAGAGAUCAAGUCCAAAUCGCUAGAAAACCAAGAGUACUUUGAGAAGCAUCGCUGGCCUCCAGUGUGGUACCUGAAGGAGGAAGAUCAUUAUCAGAGGGUGAGGAAGGAGAGGGAGAAGGAAGACGUGGUCCUGAACAAGCACCUGUCUCGCCGUCGCUGGUGUUUCUGGAGCACAUCUCCUGCAGUGGCCUGAGAGAGGGGAACUGGAGGACAGAGGGGUGGGGGGAGUGUGAAAGUGAGAGAGAGAGAGUGAGAGAGAGAGUGAGAGAGAGAGUGAAAGUGAGAGAGAGAGAGAGAGAGAGAGAGAGAGUGCACUUCCAUUCCUGCUAACUGCUAGCCAUUUUCUGUCUUAACCUACAGACGAUCAAUCAUCAAUCUGGAAAUGCACUGAAAUCAUUUCUGGGGGUUUACGCUACACCCAGUGAGUGGAGCAGACGUCCAAACGGUUUAAAGCACAAUCUACAACCCGCAGAAUUCCCAGAAUACACGCCACCAAAAUGUCAGAAUUCUCAGACUAAGAAAAAAUAUUGUAUUCUCUGGUUCUAGAAUUUAAAAAAAAAAAACUACACCUAGACGUAACUGCUUUAUUCUGACAUUCCAUUACUUUCCGUUUCCUUCUAGUUCCAGGUAAUAAAGGAUUUCUGCAGCUUCACCGUUCAGCUCAUUAAAUGUUAGCUGGCUAAAUUGUUAGCAAAUUUAGCAAAUGCUGCUAACAAACACAAAAAGUUAGGACUGAUUUUAAUAGUGAUUUUUAUUCUGAAUUGCUCUAUUAUUCUAAAAUAAAAUCAAUCAUCUUUCCAUCCUGAUAAACUACCUUCAGUAAAAUGGCGUUUACGACUGAAACGCGCAGCAUGUAGCCGGAUCCGUGUGCGUUGUACGCUAAACAGCAGCUUCCUUUGACACCAGCCCUAAUACGAAACAUCAGGUAAAUCAAUGCAGUCACUAUCCGCUGUACGAUACGAAGGUCUGAUGAAAUGUACCAUUUACUUUUGUAGUGCCGGGGAAUUCCUCAGCCUAGCUAGUCCUGUAAUUCUGUGUAAACAUUUAUGGUCGAAUAAAACGUUAACUCUUUAUUAUUAGAAGGGCUUAGCACUACGGCAUAGUUCAGGGCUUACUUCGAACCAAGAAGCAAAACAAUCACUAGCCACCGAUCACAUGUACCGUCUUCACCGUGAUUGUGCUUGGUGUUACAUUUAGACUUCCUGUAGUGGAUUUACACUUUAUACUUUACACAUCCAAGAGAGUUAUAGUCAUUUAAAGGGUUAAGAAAUUCAAGGUGAAUGUAAUCGAGCAAUAAGCUGAAAGUGCAGGCUUUUGCUUUCAUGUGAUUGUGUGUGUUGAUCAGGAGGAUCGUGUGUGUGUGUGUGUGUGUGUGUGUGUGUGAUUAUACAGUACAUCAUCACGAUAUCCCUGAUCCAGCCAGGUCACACUGACACUGAGGGGAAUCUUAAUACUUGAAAAAUAACCUGCUUCAGUCUUUAGCCAUGUAGGCUUGUCUUCACGUAGCUGAUGCUCACUCGUCAUCAUUUUCUUCUUUUCUGCUGCUGCAAACCAAGUGGCUGGUUCAUUUGGUACUCGGCCUUUGAUUUCUCUGGUCAUCACCCUCAAUGCUGGCAAUUUAUUGAUGUAUUUAUUUAUUUUCUAAACCAAAUAUUGUUUGGUGAAUUACAAUAAACGAUUGAUUUACCUACACCGAGUGUUUUGUGGUGUUUCUCUGACUCUAUCAUUCCACCGGCGCAGAGAUCGGUCAGACCAGCAGCUCUGACAGGAUUAUUGUUUCUAUGGUAACAGCUCAUUCGCAGGACUUGGGCAGAAUCUAAGCAAAUAUUGCCAAAAGUUUUGGGACACCCCUCCAGAUCAUUGAGUUCAGGUAUUUUUCAGGGGUUGGACUCGGCCCCUUAGUUCCAGUGAAAGGAACUCUUUAUGCUUCAGCUUCAUACCAAGACAUUUUGGACAAUUUCAUGCUCUUUGUGGGAACAGUUUGGGGAUGACCCCUUCCUGUUCCAACAUGACUGCACACCAGUGACCAAAGCAAGGUCCAUAAAGACAUGGAUGAGUGAGUUUGGUGUGGAGGAACUUGACUGUCCUGCACAAAGUCCUGACCUCAACCCCAUAGAACACCUUUGGGAUGGAUUAGUGAAAUCAGUGAGUUGGAGGGGUGUCCCAAAACUUCUGAUACUGUAGCUAUAAGCGGACAGCAAAUUGCUGCAGUAUAAGAGGAAUAAAACGCAA
Molecule: messenger RNA, 4394 nt
Organism: Hemibagrus wyckioides
Lineage: Eukaryota; Metazoa; Chordata; Actinopteri; Siluriformes; Bagridae
Gene: rhobtb1
Product: Rho related BTB domain containing 1
Exons: 10
Coding region: 292-2355 (687 amino acids)
Biological process (GO): small GTPase-mediated signal transduction; proteasome-mediated ubiquitin-dependent protein catabolic process; regulation of proteolysis
Cellular component (GO): cytoplasm
Molecular function (GO): ubiquitin protein ligase binding; GTPase activity; GTP binding
Source: RefSeq, a predicted model, not a curated record